This is a messenger RNA of Oncorhynchus mykiss (rainbow trout), 1397 nucleotides long. The record is from RefSeq and is a predicted model, not a curated record. NCBI's taxonomy places the organism in Eukaryota, Metazoa, Chordata, Actinopteri, Salmoniformes, Salmonidae.
UGAUGCUGACGAGGCAGAGAAGAGUCUCUCCAGAUCAGAACACCAGAUGGACAAUGCUAGCCCUUCCUCCCUGCUGCAGUCCCUGUGUCGUGCCUCUCCCAGUAGCGCCUUACUGCUGGGUAUGAAGAGGUUGUCUGUGCUGCUGGUGGACUGCAGGAAAACAACGGGGCUGAGUGGAACUGUGAGAGGAGGAGAAGAGAAGAAAGGAUCAGAUUUGACUCACCGAAGAGAAAGACCAGACUCAGUGGAACCAGAGCCAGGGACGUCCAAACCCGCAAGACGACACCAGUGCUCCUACUGUGGAAAGGGUUGUAACGGGUUAUGGGCCCUGAAACGACAUGAGAGAAUACACACAGGGGAGAAGCCUUAUCACUGCUCCCAGUGUGGCAAGUGUUUUAACCAUUUAGGGAACCUGAAACUACAUGAGAGAAUACACACAGGGGAGAAGCCUUACCACUGCUCCCAGUGUGGCAAGUGUUUUAACCGGUUAGGGAGCCUGAAACAGCAUGAGAGAAUACACACAGGGGAGAAGCCUUACCAGUGCUCCCAGUGUGGAAAGUGUUUCUACUGGUCAGGGGAUCUGAAGAAACAUGAGAGAAUACACACAGGGGAGAAGCCUUACCACUGCUCCCAGUGUGGGAAGAGUUUUAGCGAGUUAUUUCACCUGAAAAGACAUGAGAGAAUACACACGGAGAAGCCUUACCACUGCUCCCAGUGUGGAAAGUGUUUCAACCAGUCAUGGAAGCUGAAACAGCAUGAGAGAAUUCACACGGAGAAGCCUUUUCACUGCUCUCAGUGUGGCAAGUGUUUUAAUCAGUUAGGGAACCUGAAACAGCAUGAGAGAAUACACACGGAGAAGCCUUUUCACUGCUCUCAGUGUGGCAAGUGUUUUAAUCAGUUAGGGAACCUGAAACAACAUGAGAGAAUACACACGGAGAAGCCUUUUCACUGCUCCCAGUGUGGAAAGUGUUUCAACCAGUCAGUGAAGCUGAAACGGCAUGAGAGAAUUCACAAAAGGGAGCCUUACCACUGCUCCCAGUGUGGCAAGUGUUUUAAGCAGUUCGGGAACCUGAAACUACAUGAGAGAAUACACACAGGGGAGAAGCCUUACCACUGCUCCCAGUGUGGCAAGUGUUUUAAUCAGUUAGGGAACCUGAAACGGCAUGAGAGAAUUCACAAAAGGGAGAAGCCUUACCACUGCUCCCAGUGUGGCAAGUGUUUUAAGCAGUUCGGGGAACUGAAACUACAUGAGAGAAUACACACGGGAGAUGCCUUACCAUUGCUCCCUGUGUGGAAAGUGUUUCAACCAGUUAGGGCACCUGAAACAACAUGAGAGAAUACACACAGGGGAGAACCCUCACCACUGCUCCCAGUGUGGAAAGUGUUUCAACUGGUUA